This is a messenger RNA of Drosophila willistoni, 3805 nucleotides long. RefSeq lists its product as uncharacterized. The coding region runs from base 204 to 3581 and encodes 1125 amino acids. Lineage: Eukaryota; Metazoa; Arthropoda; Insecta; Diptera; Drosophilidae. The transcript is spliced from 4 exons. The record is from RefSeq and is a predicted model, not a curated record.
AUCUCUUGGUAGACAGGCGCCACAAUUUGUAUAAGACGAGGAAGCUUGUGUUUAAGACAAAAAAAUAGCGCUCUCUAAGCCUCAUCAUGAUGAUGUUGUGGCCAGUGUCGAAAGCCUAACACAUCCCCUAAUACCAAUCUACCAACCAGCCAGCUAGAAUCAUCCCAAAAUUCUUACCCCCCCAUCCCAACUUGUAAAUCAAUAUGUUUGGUCUGUUGAGCAGUUCACAAAUCUAUGGCCUUCAACAACAACCGCAACAACAACAACAGACGCCAACUGAUCAAACAGAUAAUCCCAAAAAGAGCAAUAGUUUACCCCAUAAAAAUCACAAAUCCCAGCAGCAGCAACAACAUCGACGAUCUGCCAGUAGCCUCAGUGAUACUGGUGGCAAAUUCUUUGCCCAUUUAAGUUCAAAAUCUCCCAGUCAAUUUAUAGAAAAGUUCAUUAAGAGUGAAUUACUCAACGGCUACGAUACACUAAAGUGUCAAGCGGGCGGCAGUGCAAGUGGCAAAUCACCCACCCAAAAGACUCCAACCGAAGUCGGUGGUAGUCCAAUAUAUUCAAAUCUUCAGACCGAUUGGGGUGGUUUCAAUUGUUUGCAGGGCAGCUAUCGUAGUCACGGCGACGGUGAAUUCUAUGAGGCCGUUCAGGUGAAAUCACCGACCCCAGAAAAUUCACAGCAAACCAGCAACGAACUUGCCUCAGUGACAAUGCGAACCAAGGCAAAUACAGGUGUUGAAGUUGAGGGCGGUGCCACGCUGCAGCAUUAUCAAAAGUUGCCCGAGACAAAUUUGGAGAUGCCAUCGUUUAAUACCCAAUCGGCAGGACAUACACCGGCCUACAAGAAGCUUGGAUUUGGAGCCCGUCUGCAGAAACUGAGUGCCGAGCAAAACUCGGACAAUUCACAGUCCUCGCGAAAUACACGUAGCAGCAGUAGCGAAGUGCAACGGAGUUCCUCGGGCUCCAGUUCAUCGGGCGGUGGUGGAGGAAAUGUUGAGGAUACAAUGGCCAUGGGCAGCAACUCACCAGAACGUCUUCAACGUCGUCGUCUAUUGCAAAUGAUCUCGAACUAUGAUCAGCAGAAUAAGCAGCUGUAUCGUGAGUUGGCCAAGGAGAAGCGACGUCGCACCGAAGAACUGGCAUGUGUGGUUAAGUCUCUGCUCUGCUUUGAGUCCAAACUGAAGAAUGACAUGAAGACGGUGAAUCAACGUUUGCUGGACAGGGACCAGGAGAUAUGCCGACUUGUCCGACAGAAUCGUGCCCUACGCAAACGGCUUAACGAUGAUCAGCAAAAAGAUGAGGGCAUGGUGGCCGAUGCCGAUGCCGAUGCCGAUCAGGAAAUGAAUGUGAAUGACGAAUUGGACAAGUGUCUGGUACUCGAGGCUUUGCAAUGCAAUAAUUGCCGCAAGCAAUUCUAUGACAUUGAGCUUAGAGCGAAUGGCACACAGACCUGUGGCAAGGAAUUGGGCGUAAGCGCUAAGACUGAGCACGGCUCUUCCAGCGAUGACACCGUCUCAUCGUCGUUCUAUGGCGCCCGACGCAGCGUUCGGUAUACAAGUAAACGUACAGCGGGCACAUUCCGGGACUACAUGCGUUCCCGGGCCAUGCAUAUCGAUGAUGCCGCAUUGGAGCAGCAAUCGGAGGAGAAUACCAGUAGCAUAAGCCGUGAGGAUUCUCAAACGAGCUACGAGCAUUUGCAUAACUAUGCAAGAGCCAUGGAACGUAUGCAUGGAGUGAAGCCAUCCCUGGAAGAUGGUGACUACUCGGAGCAGAGUAGUUUGGAAUUGGAGCAGCAACAGCAGCAGCAGCAAAGACGUCGCAAUAGUUGCUCCAGUCGUAGUAGUAGCAGUAAGACAACAGUUUCCUCAAUGGCCGCCCAGUUGGAGGAAGACGAUGGCAUAUUCUCGCCCACACAGGAUGAUGAAGAUUUCGAUGAGUUGGAUGUGGAGCAGGAACAGCAGCUUAUGUCCAGGGGAGCUAUUAAGAUAGUGCAACGACGUUGUGCCGACUUUUCGGAGGCUUCACCCAAGCAAAUCUAUGAGACGACCACGGAUGAUUGGUAUGCCAGUGCCUCGGAUCAGGAGGAGGCUACGGUUACGUCGAAACCCUAUGGCCAGGGAGCUGUGAAUCCUGUGUUAGAGUGUGUCAAUCAGAUUUUACUCCAACAAUCCAUGGAGGAGACACUGAGAGAGCCCACACCCAAAUCGGCAAUGUCCAUAAAGGGGGGAUCCUCUGCCUCCUCUGGCUCAAAUCUGCCCAGACGUAGCUCUCUAAGUGGACGCAGUGCAUCGAAUGGACGCAAACGUGUGCAUUUUUCUACCAAAAAUAGCAUGGUUCAUGUACCAAGGCAUGAUGAUGAAGAGGAAGUGCAACAUGAACCAAUGAUCUCACAUUAUCAUCCCAUGACCUCGACCGGAGAUAUUCUCAACUAUGAAACCAUCUACAGCAAUGAAUACGAGCCCAUUGGCUCGGAAAGAGCAUCCAAUUUGUAUGUGGAUAUGGCUGCAGCUAAUGGAGAAGUCGCACACACUGGAGCCGGUUCAAAAAACCAAAAGUUGCCUCCUGCCUUGCCACCAAAGCCGGCAAAUUUGUUGAAAUUUAAGAAGUCCCUUCAUCAACUUGAGGAGCAAAUGGAGGAGGAGGAGGCAACAACAACUACAACUUCGGAACCAGAUUAUUGUUCCAUUUCGGAGGUGGGUGGCAUGACGAGUGUACAAAUUGUGGCCGAUGUACAUCAAGCUCCCGAAUCCAAUACGCCGCCAGCUAUUGAAGCGGCCAAUCAGGAGGAGGAUCAACUUUCCGAUGACAAUCACUCGCACAAGACUGAGGAAAUCGAAGAGAUUUUCGCUGACAUACCAAAGCUACCCAAUGUGGCUGCCAUUAUAGCACCCAAACAAUCCGCCUCCGACUAUCUAAUGAUGACACCCAAACCUUCGACCACCACCACAACUCUGAGUACAUCACUUCGCCUCCAAAUGCCGACCGCUCAAACCACCACCACAUCACAAUACAAACGCAAGCAUGUGCCCAACAUUCUGGCCGAGAUCAAUAAACGCAUGAGUCUGCCUAGCUCACCCACCACGCCCACUACACCGAAGAGCCAGCCCACAACUCCCACCUCAACAUCGAAGUCACAAUCGCUACUACAAUUGGCCGAAGCAACGAGUGAUCUGCCACUUCAAGCUGAAUUCGAUUGGUAUAAUUUGGAUGCGGAAUUCGACAGAAGCCAAGAUGAUGAUAUCACCAAGAGUCCACUUAACGAAGGCAUGCUCGAGGAGAUUAGCGAGGCAAAUGAGUGUCUAAUCAAUGCUGCUGAUGAGUACAAUUUGGAUGAGGAAUUCCAUGAGGAGGAGGACUUGUCCGAUCACCAUCAUCAUCAUCACAUUCACCAUCAGAAGCUCCAGACGGUCACCCUAGCCGAGGAGGAGGAGGAGGAAAUGGAUCUGGAACCACCCAUGGCCAAGGCCAAGCAAAUGAAAAAGAAUUUGGCCAGCUUUGAGAAAUUCAUCGAGGGUUCGGGUCUAAGCACCAAACCAUUGCCCAGCAAGCGAAAAAUCUACUUUAAUGCUCCAUUUGUCUGAGAUUGGACUUGAAGUAUAUAGUACAUAUAUAUCUAGGGAUUACUUAUUUGCUAAAUGUCAAUAUGGAUUUCCUUUUUUUGUUUCCUUUAUUUAAGAACUUGUGUGUUUAACGAAUUUAAGUUUUUUGCUUAUGUGUAUCUCCCCCCCAUUCCCCACACCUCACAACAAACCAAUUUAUUGUUUAGUUUUUUAAGUUUGGCAAAAAAAAAAAGAAACGAAAGAAA